AUGUCACUCAGAUUGCUCGGAAAUUUGGCCAAGGCUCCGUUGACGAUUUCCCGAGGCUACGCUGAGGCGCAAAUUAAGGCCCCUGCUGCGGGCACUGUUUUAAAAGUCCGAGAGGCGCUUCACAACGCGUUGGACGAGGAGUUGGCCCGAGAUGAGAAUGUGAUCAUCAUUGGCGAAGAAGUGGCUCAAUUCGACGGACCUUACAGGGUAUGUGGAGUAUUAGCACGUUCACAAAAGUUCCUGGACAUUUUUUCGCAGUCGCACUGUGAAUCCGGAACUUUUGUCGCAAACGCACAGUGCAGAAAAGUUUCGCCAAAAAGGAGUCUUCUCACUUUCGAAAAGCCCUAGUAAUGCGACUUGUGCAUAGUUAACUCUUCGUUUUAGGUGACAAAAGGUCUGUGGAAGAAGUACGGAGACAAACGAGUCAUCGACACACCAAUCGCCGAAAUCGGAUUCACCGGAAUCGCGGUUGGAGCGGCGUUUCAUGGGAUCAGGCCGGUGGUCGAUUACAUGACCUGGAAUUUCGCCCUGCAAUCCAUCGAUCAUAUCAUCAACAGCGCCGCCAAGGCGUUCUACAUGUCGGCGGGCAGGGUUCGUUUGUUUUCUUGUUGUUUUCUUUCCUACGGCAAGGAUUUUUACAUUGAAGAUGACUGUUAGUAUUUUCAUAAAGUCCAUGGACGCUUCGGAAGUCUGUCGGGAAAAUAACGUGGAUUUGUCGCGGCUUGGAAUCACAUAUUAUUGUUUUGCGACGGCUAGGUGCGGCUGGGGUUUGACGCGUGACUGCGACAAAUCCACAUUAUUUUCCCGACAGACUAGUAAUAUUUUCAUAAAGUGCAUGGAAAUUUGUCCUCUUUCGCACAGUGCAUUUUGAACUUUUUCCCACGCUUGUCGCCAGCGCACUGUGCAUUUUUCUUUUUCGCACGGUGCAAAACACAAAAAAGCCGCUCGCACAGUGCAUUUUUUCUAUUUUCGCACAGUGCAAACCCCAAAAAACUCCGUUUGCACAGUGCAUUUUGAACUUUUUCCCACGCUUGUCGCUGACGCACAGUGCAUUUUUUUCUCUUUUCGCACAGUGCAAACCUCAAAAAAACCGUUUGCACAGUGCAUUUUGAACUUUUUCCCACGCUUGUCGCCAACACACAGUGCAUUUUUUCUCUUUUCGCACGGUGCAAACCCCAAAAAAUGUCAUUCGCACAGUGCAUUUUGAACUUUUUCCCAGGCUUGUCGCUAACGCACAGUGCAUUUUUUCUCUUUUCGCACAGUGCAAAACACAAAAAAGCCGUUCGCACAGUGCAUUUUUCUUUUUCGCACAGUGCAAACCUCAAAAAAAAACCGUUCGCACUGUGCAUUUUGAACUUUUUCCCACGCUUGUCGCCAACACACAGUGCAUUUUUUCUCUUUUCGCACAGUGCAAACCUCAAAAAAACCGUUCGCACUGUGCAUUUUUCUUUUUCGCACGGUGCAAACCACAGAAAAAGCCUUUCGCACAGUGCAUUUUGAACUUUUUCCCACGCUUGUCGCUAACGCACAGUGCAUUUUUUCUUCAAAAAAUCGCGGCGAUAUUUCGAUGCACAGUGCAAAACCAAAAAAAAAUUAAACGCACAGUGCAAAAUGGGGAUUGUUUGUGCAUGGUGCGGAACGCGACAAAUGUCUAUGCACUCUGUAAAAAAUAUGGACUAAAAACAAUUUUUCUGAACUUUUUAGAUCAGUCGCUUCCUUGUUUACCAACUUUUUUGGCUCCUCCGAUCAAAAGGGCAUGAAAAAUUGGUUGCGAAAGAACUUUUUUUGAUAUCAUCGAGACUGAUUGGGCGAUUCACAGAUCACAAAAAUUAACUUCUGAUUUUUUCUGCAAGAUUUAAAAAAAUUUAGCAUGCAUAUCAAUCUGUCGGGAAAAUAAUGUGGAUUUGUCGCGCCUUGGAAUCGUGUAUCAUCGGUUUGCGAUGGCUAGUUGCGGCUCGAAAUUUGAUGCAACUGUGACAAGGCGAGACAUUUUACUGCGACAAAUCCACAUUAUUUUCCCGACAGACUGAUAUGCAUGCUAAAAUUUUUAAUCUUGCAGAAAAGUCUGAAGUUAAAUUUUGUGAUCUGUGAAUCGCCCAAUAAUUCUCGAUGAUAUCAAAAAAGUUCUUUCGCAACGAAUUUUAAUAUUUUCCCGACAGAAUAGUAGCGCAAAACAGGCUCAAAUUCAAAAUGCAUAACCUUGAAUUUGAAUCCCUUUCAGUGUAAUGUCCCAAUCGUCUUCCGCGGCCCCAACGGCUGGGCGACCGGCGUCGCCGCGCAGCACAGUCAAGACUUCUCGGCCUGGUACGCGCACUGUCCCGGCCUCAAAGUCGUGGCGCCCUACAACUGCGAGGAUGCCAGAGGGCUGUUGAAGGCCGCGAUUCGUGAUGAUAACCCAGGUAGGAGGGCGCUGUGUUUUAACACGACUUUUUAGUCGUGGUCCUGGAGGACGAGAUGCUCUACGGCUACAGUUUCCCGGUGUCGGACGAAGCGCAGGAUAAGGACUUCACGAUUCCGAUCGGAAAGGCAAAGAUUGAAAGAGAGGGUGGCGACAUUACGCUCGUCGCUCACUCCAUGGCCGUUCAUUUUGCUCUGAAGGGCGCUGAAGAGCUGGCCCAAAGCGGAAUCAACUGUGAGGUAAGGAUCGAGCCUGAUAGGUACAGUGGAGGACCUGAUCCAGUGGCAAAAAACAUACCAUUUUGUAUCCGGGAGGUAUCAAAAAAUGUGGCAAAAUACCUCCCUUUCCAAGUGAAAAAACUCCGUUUCAAAAAGCGCUCUUCAAAACGGAGUUUUUUCACUUCGAGAGGGAGGUAUUUUGCCACAUUUUUUGAAACACCCCGGAUGCAAAAUGGUACGUUUUUUGCCACUGGACCAACUCCGCCAUUUAACUAUACUACACGUAUAUUAAAGGUGAUUAAUCUCCGCUCUCUGCGCCCUCUCGACUUCGACACCAUCAAAGCGUCGGUGUUGAAGACGCACAGGUUGGUCACCGUCGAGUGUGGCUGGCCCUUCUGCGGGAUUGGCGCCGAAAUCAGCGCCCAGUUCAUGGAAUCCGACGCCUUCGACCAGCUGGACGCCCCAGUGAGCCGAAUCACCGGCGUCGACAUCCCCAUGCCGUAUGCGUUGAACUUGGAGACCGCCUCCUUGCCCACCAAGGACCACGUGGUCAAGAAGGUGAAGCAGAUCCUCGGAGCCCCGUAG
Messenger RNA from Bursaphelenchus xylophilus (pine wood nematode), 3201 nucleotides. NCBI's taxonomy places the organism in Eukaryota, Metazoa, Nematoda, Chromadorea, Rhabditida, Aphelenchoididae. The record is from the annotation of a GenBank genome assembly.